CCGCCGACAACAUUAUUUUUGUGAAGCUCUCCGCUUCGGCCAGACGUCUGCGUCUCGGUGCGGGCACGGCUCCAGAGAGAAACCCCAGCUCCAUUUUGCGCUCGGGGCACGGAGCCAAGCCCCGAAGCGAGCCUCUCCCCUUCGAGCCACGCGGCAUCUGCUCCGUGCCACCGCCGCCGAGGCUUUUUCCGAGCGGGGCUGGGAGAGGAGCCCCGCUUAGGGCUAAUUAAUCCGCGUCUCCGGAGGGAGCGCGCACCUCGUCCGCGUGCGUCCCCGAUGAGCCCCGCGGGAGGGCCGGGGGGGCCGCUUCCAACUUGGCCGGCCGAGUGAUGAGCUGCACCGGCCCCGAGGAUGCUCGGACUCGGCGCGUGCUCCGUCAGCGCCCCGGGCAGGGGGGCUGAGCUGGCCGCCCCCCCCCGCUACGUCCUGGCCCUGCCCGAGGAGGAGACGUGGCGCAAGCACCGGCUCGGCCUGAUGCAGAGCACCCAGUCCUGCAACCUGCUGGAGCCCCAGAGCCUGGCCGAGGCGCUGGUGUCGCGCGCCGCCAGCUUCGACGCCCUCUACCAGCCCCGCGAUGCCGACGGCGACGGUGGCAGCGCCCUGGACCUGGGGCACUACGUCCCCGUCAGCCCGGACGUCAUCAAGCGCCGUCGGGGCGGGCUGAUCGAGCAGAGGGACAUCAUCAAGGCGCACGAGGCGCACAAGAUGCAGAGCACGCCGCAGGCACGGAGGAAGGAGUGGGAGAUGGCUCGCUUCGGGGAGGCGGUGGCCGGCAGGCUUGGCUCUGGAGAUGGGGGCUCGGAGCAGAACCGGAGCCGGCAAGGAGCUCCUGCCCCUGCGGGAGGGACCCCGGGAGCCUUCAAGCAAACCAAAGCGCAGCGAGCCCGGACUAUGGCUCUGUACAACCCCAUCCCCGUCCGGCAGAACUGCUUCACCGUCAACAGAUCCUUGUUCCUCUUUGGGGAAGAGAACAUAGUCAGGAAAUACGCCAAGAAGCUCAUCGACUGGCCGCCCUUUGAGUACAUGAUCCUGGCCACCAUCAUCGCCAACUGCAUCGUGCUGGCCCUGGAGCAGCACCUCCCCGAGGACGACAAGACGCCCAUGUCACGGAGACUGGAGAAGACGGAGCCGUACUUCAUCGGGAUUUUCUGCUUUGAGGCUGGGAUUAAGAUCGUGGCUCUGGGCUUCGUGUUCCACAAGGGCUCCUACCUGCGCAACGGCUGGAACGUGAUGGACUUCAUCGUGGUCCUCAGCGGCAUCCUCGCCACGGCCGGGACGCACUUCAACACGCACGUGGACCUGCGCACCCUGCGCGCCGUGCGCGUCCUCAGGCCCCUGAAGCUCGUCUCGGGCAUUCCCAGCCUGCAGAUCGUGCUGAAGUCCAUCAUGAAGGCCAUGGUGCCUCUCCUCCAGAUCGGCUUGCUGCUCUUUUUCGCCAUUCUCAUGUUUGCCAUCAUCGGCCUGGAGUUCUACAGCGGGAAGCUGCACCGAGCCUGCUACACCAACAAUUCAGGCGAGCUGGAGGAGCUGGACCCCCCCCACCCGUGCGGGGUGCAGGGUUGCCCCCCGGGCUACGAGUGCCGGGAGUGGAUCGGUCCCAACGACGGGAUCACGCAGUUCGACAACAUCCUCUUCGCUGUGCUGACCGUCUUCCAGUGCAUCACCAUGGAAGGGUGGACCACAGUCCUGUACAACACCAAUGAUGCCUUAGGAGCCACCUGGAACUGGCUGUACUUCAUCCCCCUCAUCAUCAUUGGAUCCUUCUUCGUCCUCAACCUUGUCCUGGGAGUGCUGUCGGGGGAGUUUGCCAAAGAGCGCGAGCGCGUGGAGAACCGCCGAGCCUUCAUGAAGCUGCGGCGCCAGCAGCAGAUCGAGCGGGAGCUCAACGGCUACAGGGCCUGGAUAGACAAAGCGGAGGAAGUCAUGCUGGCCGAAGAGAACAAAAAUUCUGGGACCUCAGCCUUAGAAGUGCUCAGGCGAGCCACCAUCAAAAGGAACCGGACGGACACCAUGAACCGCGACUCCAGCGACGAGCACUGCGUCGACAUCGCCUCGGUGGGCGAGCGGAGGCUGGCGCAGAGAAGACCUCUCCAUCCCACCCUGGGGAACCCCUUGAGCCGCUCGGGCCUGAAAGGCGCCAGGGUGGACGGUGCCUCCUACCUGCGGCACAAGGAGCGCCUCCUGCGCAUCUCCGUCCGCCACAUGGUGAAAUCCCAGGUCUUCUACUGGAUCGUCCUGAGCCUGGUAGCCCUCAACACCGCCUGCGUGGCCAUCGUGCAUCACAACCAGCCCGCCUGGCUCACACACUUCCUCUACUAUGCAGAGUUCCUGUUCCUUGGGCUCUUCCUCCUGGAGAUGUCCUUGAAGAUGUAUGGCAUGGGGCCACGCCUGUACUUCCAUUCUUCCUUCAACUGCUUUGACUGCGGGGUCACGGUGGGCAGCAUCUUUGAAGUGGUUUGGGCCAUCUUCAGACCGGGAACCUCCUUUGGGAUCAGUGUCCUACGAGCCCUUCGUCUCUUACGAAUAUUUAAAAUAACCAAGUACUGGGCAUCCUUGAGGAAUUUGGUGGUCUCGCUGAUGAGCUCCAUGAAGUCUAUUAUCAGCUUGCUCUUCCUCCUUUUCCUCUUCAUCGUGGUCUUUGCCCUGCUGGGCAUGCAGCUGUUUGGAGGCAGGUUUAACUUCAUCGACGGGACACCAUCAGCCAACUUCGACACUUUCCCCGCAGCCAUCAUGACGGUGUUCCAGAUCCUGACGGGCGAGGACUGGAACGAGGUGAUGUACAACGGCAUCCGCUCGCAGGGAGGCGUUCGCUCGGGCAUGUGGUCCUCCAUCUACUUCAUCGUCCUCACCCUGUUCGGAAACUAUACUUUGCUGAACGUCUUCUUGGCCAUCGCGGUGGACAACCUGGCCAACGCUCAGGAGCUCACCAAGGAUGAGCAGGAGGAAGAGGAGGCCUUUAACCAGAAGCACGCCCUUCAGAAAGCCAAGGAAGUCAGCCCCAUGUCCGCCCCCAACAUGCCAGCUAUCGAAAGAGACAGGCGCAGGAGACACCACAUGUCGAUGUGGGAGCCGCGCAGCAGCCACCUGCGGGAGCGGCGCCGGCGGCACCACAUGUCGGUGUGGGAGCAGCGCACCAGCCAGCUGCGCCGGCACAUGCAGAUGUCCAGCCAGGAGGGCAUCAACAAGGACGAGCCCCCUCUCAUCAACCCCCACGCCAGCAUCUUCCGACGCAAGAAACCGGGCGACGGCGUCGCCUUGGAGAAGUGCGACGAGGAGCAGGGCGGCAAGGGCGAGCGGCCGCCAGCCGAGGGUCCCGAGCAGCCGGCCCCGGGGAGCAAGGCGGGCGGUGGGGAGGACAGGAGGAGCCCAUCGCCCCGGGCCAGGCGGGACAAGGAGCUGUGGCACCAAAAAGCGUGCCACGGGAACUGCGAGCCAGGCGAGGAAGGGGCAGGAGGUGGCAUCGAGGAGAGGGCACGGAUGAGGCAGAGCCAGCGGCGCAGCCGGCACCGAAAAGCCAGGAUGGAGGGGAAGGAUCCGGCCCUGGGGAGCCGCUCGGGCAGCCAGGAGAUGGGGCUGGAGGAGGCCGGCCCCACGGAGGGGGCGCAGGACGGGGACCGGCGCGGGGAUGCUGCCGCGGCGCUGGACCUGAUCCAGGGCGAGCCAGAGGCGAGCGGGGAGCCCGCCAGGACUAACGGGGUCCUUGCUGAGGAUGGGAGCCCCCCGGCAGCGGCACCCGAGCCCCCCCGGGGGCUGGAGGGCAGCCUGGGCGAGCAGGACUGCAGCAGCCCGGACACCAGCGAGCAAGCCCUGCUGGGGGGAGCGGCGCUGGGGGCCAGCCGCACCGUCAGCCGCAGCGAGCCCGACCUCUCCUCCGCCACCGCCAACACCGAGAAGGCCACCGAGAGCACUGCCAUCAUGAUCGAUGUCCAAGAGUCCGCUGUGGUACAGAUUAGCAACAAGACCGACGGGGAAGCCAGCCCCCUGAAGGAGGCAGAGAGCAAGGAGGAUGAGGAGGAGAUGGAGAAGAAGAAGCGGAAGAAGGAGAAGAGCGAGACGGGCAAAGCGAUGGUGCCGCACAGCUCCAUGUUCAUCUUCAGCACCACGAACCCGGUGCGCAGAGCCUGCCACUACAUCGUGAACCUGCGCUACUUCGAGAUGUGCAUCCUCCUGGUCAUCGCCGCCAGCAGCAUCGCCCUCGCGGCCGAGGAUCCCGUCCUCACCAACUCCGACCGUAACAAGGUCCUGAGGUAUUUUGACUACGUUUUCACCGGGGUGUUCACCUUCGAGAUGGUUAUCAAGAUGAUCGACCAGGGCUUGAUCCUGCAGGACGGCUCCUACUUCCGAGACCUCUGGAACAUCCUGGACUUCAUCGUGGUGGUGGGAGCGCUGGUGGCUUUCGCCUUGGCGAAUGCUUUGGGGACCAACAAGGGCCGGGAUAUCAAGACCAUCAAGUCCCUCCGUGUGCUGCGGGUCCUGAGGCCCCUGAAAACCAUCAAGCGGCUGCCCAAGCUGAAGGCCGUCUUCGACUGCGUCGUGACCUCCCUCAAGAACGUCUUCAACAUCCUCAUCGUCUACAAGCUCUUCAUGUUCAUCUUCGCCGUCAUUGCCGUCCAGCUCUUCAAGGGGAAGUUCUUCUACUGCACUGACAGCUCCAAGGACACGGAGAAGGACUGCAUAGGGAACUACGUGGACCACGAGAAGAACAAGAUGGAGGUGAAGUGCCGGGAGUGGAAACGACACGAGUUUCACUACGACAACAUAAUCUGGGCACUGCUCACCCUGUUCACAGUCUCCACGGGCGAGGGUUGGCCCCAGGUGCUGCAGCAUUCGGUGGACGUGACGGAGGAGGACCGCGGGCCCAGCCGCAGCAACCGCAUGGAGAUGUCCAUUUUUUAUGUCGUCUACUUUGUGGUCUUUCCCUUCUUCUUUGUCAACAUUUUCGUGGCUCUCAUCAUCAUCACCUUCCAAGAGCAAGGAGACAAAAUGAUGGAGGAGUGCAGUCUGGAGAAGAACGAGAGAGCCUGUAUUGACUUUGCCAUCAGUGCCAAGCCCCUGACGCGCUACAUGCCCCAGAACCGGCACACCUUCCAGUACCGGGUCUGGCACUUCGUGGUCUCCCCGUCCUUUGAGUACACCAUCAUGGCCAUGAUCGCCUUGAACACCGUGGUGCUGAUGAUGAAGUACUACUCUGCUCCGUACACCUACGAGCUGGCCCUGAAGUACCUGAACAUUGCAUUCACCAUGGUCUUCUCCUUGGAGUGCGUCCUCAAGAUCAUUGCUUUUGGCUUCCUGAAUUAUUUCCGGGACACCUGGAACAUCUUCGACUUCAUCACUGUCAUCGGCAGCAUCACGGAGAUCAUCCUGACGGACACCAAGCUGGUGAACACCAGCAGCUUCAACAUGAGCUUCCUGAAGCUCUUCCGAGCGGCUCGGCUCAUCAAGCUGCUGCGCCAGGGCUACACCAUCCGCAUCCUGCUCUGGACGUUCGUGCAGUCCUUCAAGGCCCUCCCCUACGUCUGCCUCCUGAUCGCGAUGCUUUUCUUCAUCUACGCCAUCAUCGGGAUGCAGGUUUUUGGCAACAUCAAGCUGGAUGAGGAAAGCCACAUUAACCGGCACAACAACUUCCGCAGCUUCCUUGGCUCCCUCAUGCUCCUCUUCAGGAGUGCCACCGGGGAGGCAUGGCAGGAGAUUAUGCUGUCCUGCCUGGAGGGCAAGGGCUGCGAGCCGGACACGACGGCGACAUCUGGGCAGAACGAGAACGAGCGCUGUGGCACCGACCUGGCCUACGUCUACUUCGUCUCCUUCAUCUUCUUCUGCUCGUUUCUGAUGCUCAACCUGUUCGUGGCCGUCAUCAUGGACAACUUUGAAUACCUGACCCGCGAUUCCUCCAUCCUGGGGCCUCACCAUCUGGAUGAGUUUGUCCGGAUCUGGGCAGAGUAUGACAGAGCAGCGUGUGGCCGAAUCCAUUACACUGAGAUGUAUGAAAUGCUGACUCUUAUGUCACCACCGCUAGGCCUCGGCAAGAGAUGUCCUUCCAAAGUGGCCUAUAAGAGACUGGUGCUGAUGAACAUGCCCGUGGCCGAGGACAUGACGGUCCACUUCACCUCCACCCUGAUGGCGCUGAUCCGCACCGCCCUGGACAUCAAAAUCGCCAAAGGUGGUGCAGACUGGCAGCAGUUAGACUCCGAGCUUCAAAAGGAGAUCCUGACCAUUUGGCCUCACCUGUCUCAGAAGAUGCUCGACCUCUUGGUCCCCAUGCCAAAAACCUCUGACCUGACUGUUGGCAAGAUCUACGCAGCCAUGAUGAUCAUGGACUACUACAAGCAGAGCAAAGCCAAGAAGCAGAGGCAGCAGCUGGAGGAGCAGAAAAACGCGCCCAUGUUCCAGCGCAUGGAGCCCUCCUCUUUGCCGCAGGAAAUCAUCUCAAACGCCAAGGCUCUGCCGUACCUCCAGCAGGACACCCUCUCGGGCCUGAGCAGCCGGAGCGGGUUCCCCUCGCUGAGCCCGCUCUCACCGCAGGAGAUCUUCCAGCUGGCGUGCAUGGACCCAGCCCACGGGCAGUUCCAGGAGCACCAGUCUCUGGUGGUGACGGACACCAGCUCCAUGCGGCGGUCGUUUUCCACCAUCCGGGACAAGCGCACCAACACCUCCUGGCUGGACGAGUUCUCCAUGGAGCGCAGCAGCGACAACACCUACAAGUCCCGCCGGCGCAGCUACCACUCCUCGCUCCAGCUCUCCGCCCGGCGCCUCAACGCCGACUCGGGCCACAGGUCCGACGGGCACCGCUCGGGCGGCAGGGAGCGGGGCCGAUCCAAAGAGCGCAAGCACUUGCUGUCCCCCGACAUCUCCCGCUGCAAUUCGGAGGAGAGGAGUCCCCAGGCGCACGACGAGUCCCCGGAGCGGCGGCGCGAGUCCCGGUCACCCAGCGAGGGCAGGUCGCAGACACCCAACAGGCAGGGAACGGGCUCGCUGAGCGAAAGCUCCAUCCCCUCCAUCUCGGACACCAGCACGCCCCGGCGAGGCCGCCGCCAGCUCCCCCCGGUGCCCCCCAAACCACGUCCCCUCCUCUCCUACGCCUCCAUGCUGCGGCACGCCGCCGGAGACGCCUCGCCGCCCCCCGAGGAGACCGAAGGGGGGUCCCCGCUCCUCUCCAAGGAGCCCAACGCCGCCGGCUUGACCGAGUCUUCCAGCUCCCCGGCGGGGAAGCCGAGCCGGCCGUCCACCCCGCAGCGCUACAUCUCGGAGCCCUACCUGGCCCUGCACGACGACUCGCACGCCUCGGACUGCGGCGAGGAGGAGACGCUCACCUUCGAGGCGGCCGUGGCCACCAGCCUGGGCCGCUCCAACACCAUCGGCUCGGCCCCGCCGCUGCGGCACAGCUGGCAGAUGCCCAACGGGCACUACCGGCGGCGGAGGCGAGGGGCCGGGCAGGGCGUGAUGUGCGGGGCCAGCAUCGACGUGCUCAGCGACACCGAGGAAGACGACAAGUGCUAGAAGGCUGCGCCCCCCCCGCCGCCGCCACCGCCGCCCCCGCCGCCCUGCCCUCCCCAAUGCAUGCUCUUCGCCGCGCCUGGGAAUGAAACGAAACCAAAACCAAACGCAAGGGGAAAAUGAAAAAAAAAAACAAAAAUGAAAAAAAAAAAAAAGAAGAAAACCCAACUGACCGGAAUGGGGAAAAAAAAAAGUCUUUGUGCAAAAAAAAAAAAAAAAUUAAAAUCUGUCGACUUUCAUUUAUUACGAUCACUUUUUUUUUUCUGCACAGAGAAGCAUUUGACCGGAGGUGGAGCGGCCCCGGCCGGGGACAAGCAAGAGCCCCAGGACCCGGGAAGGCUCGUGACGAUGGUUUUCUGCUCCCCGCGGCCGGAAAAAAACCCAGCAAGGGGGUCCCAGGGCUCAGUCGCUCGGGUUUGUGCUGCCGUGGCUUUGAGCCUCCAUCCCCGAGGGUCUCAGACCGGCCCGGGGAAGGGGCGAGGUGCGGGGGGCCAGGGUGCACGAGGCGGCUGGGAGCGGCUGUGCCUGCCCCUAUGGGCCACGCCAACGCCAACUGGUUUGUACUGGGGCAGACGGGAGCAGCGAGGGGGGCUCGGCGCUGCCGAAUGUACCCCGCCUGGCAGCGACCUGGCUGUAUUUCUACACGGAGAACUAACUCUAGGUGUGCGUGUACAUACGGUAUGUGUGUGUAUAUAUAUUUAUAUGCUGUAUAUAUAAAGAUAUACACAUACAUGGAUUCGUUUUAGUCAUCUGACCAAGCCUCUGCGGGGUUCGCUGCAUGUCGGUGGAUGUGACGGAGAAGCAGGGACGUCCCCCUGGUCCCCUUGUCCCCUCGGUCCCCUUGUCCCCUGGCGAUCACAGCGGUGGGAAUCGCGCUUGCUGCCCUAGGGGUGGCCCAGCCGUGCCGUGUGGUGGCAGCGGGAGCGGGAUGCCCCAUGCCGGUCAUUAAUUAAUGUGGUAAUUACAUGGCCCCGUGGUGCCCGGUGGCCCGCCCUGGCUGUGAGUUUUGUCUGUGGGGAGCCAGAGCAUGGCCAUUGGGAGCAGGAGGGUGCUGAGUUGGUGCGCUCAGGUUGGUGUGUGCCCGCCGGGGAGGUGACGGACCUCAUCCUGCCCUUCUCAUGCUCUGCUUGGUGUCCCCAGGGCUGCCCCCGGCACUUGUGGCUGGCCAGGCUUGGCUUUGGUCCCCGUUGCUCCCCACCGAGAGAUGCUAUGGGCACGCACGGCCCCGCUCCUGCAUGUGCGGAUCAGCCCCUGCCCCCAGGGAGCUCCCCCAGAGCUGCUCUGCUUUGCAAGAAGCAAAUCCUGCCCUGUGCCGGGCUUCGUCGUGAACCAAAAACCCUUUUUCUAAUGGCCAAAGCGCCCUCUGUUCACCCAGGAAAGGGGUUUCCGUGGUGGAACCAAACCCCUACUGCCUCACUGCCCGGUGGGGGCACCUCUGCUGGCCCUGCCAGCCCCUUGUUUUUUCUGAUCGGACACUUCCAGCUGCAAAACGGUCCCCAAAGUCCCCCAAAAAACCCUCCGUCACUCUCAGCCUCCGUGCUUGGGGACGAGCCAUGCCCCGUGGGGGACAGGGACGCAGACGGGGCUGGCAGUGCUGCAGGAGGAGAUGCUGUAGGUCCCUAAAAUGUAGGUGCUGGCAUUUUCUCCUUCCAAAGGCAGCGAGGAAGAGCCCGAGGGCAGGGGAGGAGGCAGAUUUUCGUGUCUGGCGCUGUGACCAUGACCACCGGUGGCAGGGGCUUGGGCGUGCAAGGAGGCGCCAUGGCACCAGUCGGCGAACCCGAGCUUUGCUACCUGAGACCUGUGUUGUACCAACAUACGGAAACUGUACAAAGCAAACCAGAGCCUGUUUUUUUUUGUUUUGUUAUUUUUUCCCCUCGGGGGGGCACGAAGAUGCCCCGAUCCUGCCUCUCCCGCAGCAGCCAUCGCUCCUGCUCCCGCGGCAGGCAGGGACACGCAGGGACCAGGCGGCACCUCCAAAGCAAGCCUGCGAAACCAAAAAGGACCCCGGGAGAACCGCGGGAAGGACUCCGCCGAGGGGGGAGCGGAACCAGCCCCCGGGCACUGUUGCAGCCCGCGUCUCUCCUUUUGAAGUCUCUGGACUCACGUUGCUGCUGCACGACCUCUCUUCCCUGGCUUUUUGGACCUUUCCUCCAGCUCCGAGCCCCCGACCUGCCGUCGGUGGUCGUUUUUGACCAUGGGAGGGAGGAGGGGGACAGAGGGGCGUGGGGGUGUGCGGGGAGAUGGGGCAGCCCCGGAGCAUCUCCCCUUGGAGCCGGCCGCCCCCUCCCCAUCCUCGUGUCCCUCCUGAGGGUCUCGGAGGGCAGAGACCCCCGGCGUGGCCGCCAGGAGCCGAGGGGGGGUGGGAGAUGUUCCGCCGCCGGGUCGGGAUGUUGUAACAAACCGUGCUCGUUCGGACCCGGCCAGGGAAGCAGCCCGACGGGCGGUGAUGUACAACUUCAAUGUUUUUUGUCAAAAGGAAAGAAAAAUAAAACCUUGUUGUAAAGAA
Anas platyrhynchos (mallard) is the source of this 9997-nucleotide messenger RNA. Lineage: Eukaryota; Metazoa; Chordata; Aves; Anseriformes; Anatidae. The record is from RefSeq and is a predicted model, not a curated record.